Messenger RNA from Auxenochlorella protothecoides, 2181 nucleotides. Its product is annotated as ATP-dependent zinc metalloprotease FTSH 5, chloroplastic. The record is from RefSeq and is a predicted model, not a curated record. Lineage: Eukaryota; Viridiplantae; Chlorophyta; Trebouxiophyceae; Chlorellales; Chlorellaceae. Gene Ontology annotation, biological process: proteolysis. Gene Ontology annotation, cellular component: chloroplast thylakoid; membrane. Gene Ontology annotation, molecular function: metalloendopeptidase activity; ATP hydrolysis activity; ATP-dependent peptidase activity. The transcript has 10 exons. The coding region runs from base 1 to 2181 and encodes 726 amino acids.
AUGCAGAGCCCAACAGUACUCGGCACCACGCCCGUGGGGGUGAGGUUCCGUGGGACCCAGCCCUUCGCUCCCGUCAGGGCCGGGCGCCCGCUGGUCAGGACCAUUGUCCGCGCAGCAAAGGGCCCCCAGGCACCAGGGCCAGCAGCACAGCAGGCCGCGGCCGCGGCUGCCCUGGUGAGCCUGCUGGCCUCUGCCAGCCCCGCCCUGGCGGCGACGGACUACCAGACCCCCCCCCUGCCCACCCUGACCAACGUGGAGCGCCCCGGCACCGCGCCCUCCACCACCUCCCUGUCACCUGGCGACGCACAGUCCGCGCCGCCCCUGUACGGCACCGAGGUAAAGAAGGCUGACCAGGGCCUGCCGGAGGGCACGCAGUGGCGCUACUCCGACUUCAUCAACGCCGUAGAGUCUGGCAAGAUCGAGCGCGUGCGCUUCUCCAAGGACGGCACCCAGCUGCAGCUCACCGCCAUCGACGGGCGCAGGGCGCUGGUCAAUGCCGUGAACGACCCGGAGCUGGUGGACCGCCUGGCCAAGAAUGGGGUGGACAUCUCGGUGUCGGAGGGCGAGCAGCAGGGUGGUUUUGUGUCCCUGCUGGGCAACCUGCUCUUCCCCCUGCUGGCCUUCGCCGGCCUGUUCUUCCUCUUCCGCCGCUCCGGCGACGGCGCGGGCGGCGGCUUUGGUGGCGGCGGCAUGGGCGGCCCCAUGGACUUUGGCAAGUCCAAGUCCAAGUUUGCGGAGAUCCCGGAGACCGGGGUCAAGUUUGAUGAUGUGGCGGGGUGCGACAACUCCAAGCUGGAGCUGCAGGAGGUGGUCGACUUCCUGAAGAACCCGGACAAGUACACCAAGCUGGGCGCCAAGAUCCCCAAGGGUGCCCUGCUGGUCGGGCCCCCAGGCACCGGCAAGACCCUGCUGGCCAAGGCGGUGGCGGGCGAGGCGGGAACCCCCUUCUUCUCCUGCGCGGCCUCCGAGUUUGUGGAGCUGUUCGUGGGUGUGGGCGCCUCGCGCGUGCGCGAUCUGUUCGAGAAGGCCAAGGCCAAGGCGCCGUGCAUCAUCUUCAUCGACGAGAUCGACGCGGUUGGGCGCCAGCGCGGUGCAGGCAUGGGCGGCGGCAACGACGAGCGCGAGCAGACCAUCAACCAACUGCUAACGGAGCUGGACGGCUUCGAGGGGAACACAGGGGUCAUUGUCCUGGCUGCCACCAAUCGGCCGGAUGUGCUGGAUUCCGCCCUGCUGCGCCCAGGCCGCUUCGAUCGCCAGGUGACCGUGGACCGGCCCGACGUGUCUGGCCGGAUCGCCAUCCUGCAGGUGCACUCCCGCGGCAAGCAGAUUGGGAAGGACGUCGACUUUGACAAGGUCGCGCGCCGGACGCCUGGUUUCACCGGUGCCGACCUGGCGAACCUGAUGAAUGAGGCGGCCAUCCUGGCAGCGAGGCGGGGACUCAGCGAGAUCAGCAAGGACGAGAUCGCGGAUGCGCUCGAGCGCCUGGUGGCUGGCCCCGAGAAGAAGGGCGCCGUCGUGUCGGAGUCCAAGAGGCGCCUUGUGGCCUACCACGAGGGUGGCCACGCCCUGGUGGGCGCGCUGAUGCCCGAGUACGACGCGGUGAGCAAGAUCUCCAUCGUGCCGCGCGGCAACGCGGGCGGCCUGACCUUCUUCGCGCCCAGCGAGGAGCGCCUGGAGAAUGGGCUGUACAGCCGGUCCUACCUGGAGAACCAGAUGUCGGUGGCCCUGGGGGGUCGUGUGGCGGAGGAGCUGAUCCUGGGCCCGGACAACGUGACCACGGGCGCCAGCGGCGACUUCCAGCAGGUCACGCGCGUCGCGCGCAUGAUGGUGGAGCAGAUGGGCUUCUCAGACUCCCUGGGCCAGGUAGCCUGGAGCCAGUCCGGCGGUGGGUCCUUCCUGGGCGCGCAGAUGGCGCAGCCCGCCAACUGCUCGGGCGAAACGCAGGAUAUCAUCGACAAGGAGGUCAAGAGCUUGGUGGACCGGGCGUACCGCAGGGCCAAGGACCUGAUCCAGAACAACAUCUCAGUGCUGCACCGCACGGCUGAGAUCCUGCUGGAGAAGGAGCAGAUGGACGGGGAGGAGCUGCAGGCACUGCUGCUGGAGGCGCAAUCCGAGCAGUACCUCAAGUCAGAUCAGCCCGACGUCAGCAUCCCCUACCGCCCCACCGUCGCGCCCGCCUGA